AUGUCGCAGGAAGCACUCGUCAGAUCUUGGGGAUACUCCCAUGUUUUCACCUGGACCGAUGGACCUAACGAAUACUACCCGCCCCACCGCCACGCCACCGAGACUACGCAUUUGAUCAUGCAUGGGUCUUUAACCAUUCGAUAUCCUCAGAGUGAGAACCCCGGGGAAAAGACAACUCAUAGUGUCGGCGAGAGAGUCGAUGUGGGGAAGAAUGUGCUACAUGAGGUUUGGAUGGGUGAUGAUGGGUGUACUUGUAAGCCUAUGCAUAGUGAUCAUGAUCUGAAGUUUUCGAACUCAACAGAUCUGUUGAGAACAUUAGAAUUCGGAUGA
Molecule: messenger RNA, 330 nt
Organism: Orbilia oligospora ATCC 24927
Lineage: Eukaryota; Fungi; Ascomycota; Orbiliomycetes; Orbiliales; Orbiliaceae
Exons: 2
Coding region: 1-330 (109 amino acids)
Source: RefSeq, a predicted model, not a curated record